Sphaeramia orbicularis (orbiculate cardinalfish) is the source of this 2683-nucleotide messenger RNA. It is a transcript of the gene anapc4, whose product is annotated as anaphase promoting complex subunit 4. Gene Ontology annotation, cellular component: nuclear periphery; anaphase-promoting complex. The record is from RefSeq and is a predicted model, not a curated record. The coding region runs from base 147 to 2570 and encodes 807 amino acids. NCBI's taxonomy places the organism in Eukaryota, Metazoa, Chordata, Actinopteri, Kurtiformes, Apogonidae. Gene Ontology annotation, molecular function: protein binding. The transcript is spliced from 28 exons. Gene Ontology annotation, biological process: protein K11-linked ubiquitination; regulation of mitotic metaphase/anaphase transition; anaphase-promoting complex-dependent catabolic process.
AUUGGUCCAAGUCAAAGAUGGCGCCGUCCGCGUAAUUGUAAAAACAUUAUGAAGAAAACGUAACUAAAGCAUUUAAGGGGUUGCGUAGAACAGAAGACGUUUCGCGAUUUCCCUUCACAUUUUACUACGAUUUUCCAGAUUACAACAUGCCUGCCUUCCGACAAGUGGGAGAGAAGCAGCUUCCCAACCCUGUCCUGUGUAUGGCAUGGUCUCCCAAAAGAGAUCUUAUUGCUCUGGCCAACACAACAGGAGAGUUGUUACUACAUCGCUUGGCUAGUUUCCAGCGUGUAUGGAGUUUACCUCCCAGUGAGUACACGGGAAAGGACAUCACUGCUCUGGCCUGGAGACCUGAUGGCAAAAUACUGGCCUUUAGUCUUGGAGACACUAAGCAGGUGGUCCUGUGUGGUGUUGAGAAAGCAGAGAUCCUCCAUGUGUUCCCGAUAGAGACCCCUGUGACUUGCAUGCACUGGAUGGAGGUGAUGGAAGAGAACAGUGCCCUCAGCUCCUUCUACAACUCAGAGGACGAAUCCAAACUUUUUCUCCCAAAAUUACCAACACUUCCUAAGAGUUACAGCACAACAUCAAAGAUAUUCAGUGAGGAAAAGUCUGAUGAGAUAAUGAAUCUCCUGGGAGAAGUCAGGCUGAACAUACUUGCUCUUGGAGGAGACACCGGCUUUGUGGAGCUGUACGCUUACGGGAUGUAUAAGAUCGCUGCCUUAACAGGGGUUUCAGGAACCUGUCGCAGCCUGAGUCUCUCGAGUGAUCUUAAGUCUCUGUCCAUCAUCGCAGAGGUCAGGUCUGCUGAUAAUGACCCAGAGAUCUGUUAUAGUCAGCUGGAUACAGGGUUGCUGUCUGACUGUCUGCCAGAGGUCACCAGGAUGGCACGCAAAUUUACCCACAUCUCCACUCUGCUGCAGUACCUGCACCUCUCACUUACAUGCAUGUGUGAAGCCUGGGAGGACAUCCUCAUGCAGAUGGAUCUCCGACUCACUAAGUUUGUUCAGGAAAAGAAUACAAGCACUCAAGUUCAAGAUGAGUUUCUGGAGCUUCUGCUGUGGGGACAAUCAAGCCCUGAACUCCAAGCUCUUCUCAUGAACCAGUUGACUGUGAAGGGCCUGAAGAAGCUUGGCCAAUCCAUUGAGUCAUCUUACUCCAGCAUCCAGAAGCUCGUCAUCAGCCACCUUCAGAGCGGCUCUGAAGCUCUGUUGUAUCACCUCAGUGAAGUCAAAGGCAUGUCCCUCUGGAAGCAAAAGUUUGAGCCUCUCGGUCUGGAUUCGACAGCUAUAGAAGGUGCAAUUACAGCUGUGGGAUCCUUUUCUCUGAAAGCCAAUGAACUUCUGCAGGUGAUUGAUAAGAGCAUGAAAAACUUUAAAGCCUUUUUUCGGUGGCUGUACGUAGCUAUGCUCAGAAUGUGUGAGGAACAUGUGCCACCAGAACUCAACAAGAUGACUCAGAAGGACAUAUCCUUUGUUGCUGACUUCCUGUCUGAGCAUUUCAGUGAGAAUGAAGAACUGUUUGAUCGCAAAGGGAAAUACUUCAAUGUAGAACGAGUCGGGCAGUACCUGAAAGAUGAGGAUGAGGACCUUGUUUCUCCACCGAACAAUAAGGGAAACCAGUGGCUGAAGUUUUUACAAGAAAGCUCACACCUAAAAGAGAGCCCUUUGCUUUUUCCUGCAUAUCCUCAAAAGUCAUUGCACUUUGUCAAGAGGAUGAUGGAGGGCGUCAUCGAGCAGUGUCUACAGAAACCUGCAGAAGUAAUUGGGAAGUCUGUGAAGCAGGCUGUCUUUUUGCCCCUUUAUACUGUGCCUGAAAGCUCUGAAAACACUCCUCGACUUUUUGAGCUUCCAUCUUUGUGGAAUGACAAGAAGGCCAAAAUGCACUAUGUUGUUUUCAGCAUGCCAGAAAUUUCACCCUGCAAGCUCUACUUAUUACGCAGAGCGACAGACCCAAACAGACACAUCCCCAACAGUGUGAUGGCAAUUGACCUCAGUCAAACCCUUGACAAUGUGGACGAGAACAACGCUGCAGCACAGCCUCAUUUGGCAUAUAGUUGCCUGGAUGCUCGUUUCUAUGACGAUGAAAUGUUAACUGUGGUCUUGCAAGGCCCAGAAGAAGAACACAGUGGGCGAGUCCUGGGUCAGCUCCCUCUAGCUUCUACACUUAGCUGUGAGACUGAAUUCAUCUGGAAGCCAAACCAGAGGUUGGACCAACAAAGUGACGCCAUCCCGAGCCAAGGCCUGGUGUUGGGUAAUCAGUGGCGGGAACUAGAGAACAUGAAGGCUCAGUUCAUAGCUGUAAAUGGAAUCCGCAAGGUGGCCUGUGUGCUAAGUUCCAAUCUGAGGCACAUACGGGUUUUUGAGAUGGACGUUGAAGAUGAGGAUGAGGAGGGAGCUGAGUCUCAGAAUGCCACUGCUGACCAGGAUGUGCUGGACACCACCAUGUCCAGCCAGGGACAGGACGAGGACGGAAAGGAAGUGAAGGAACAGGUUGAAGCUGCGGAGCAUGGAGGAGAUGAGUUUCAAAAAACUGAGGACAAUCUGGAGUCAGAAGAAGCGCUGGAGCUCUCAUAAUUCAGAGACACAACUUAAUAAUGGACAGACCUCUAUUUGUUAAUUUUUUGUAUAACAUACUAAAAAAGUACAUCUGCUUGGGUAUGAAAAUAAAGAUGUUCAUUCUUGUAAUA